AUGCCCCACCUCAUGGUGUGCAACCGACCGCUCAGCUGGACUUUGACUCUGGUGCUGGGGUAUCUCUUUUAUCUCCUCCUGGGGGCCAUGGUGUUUCAGCUGCUGGAAAAACAGGCAGAAGCCAAAUCUCGGGACCAGUUCCAAGUGGAGAAACUCAAAUUUCUGCAAAACUACACCUGCUUGGAUCGACAAGCUCUGGAGCAGUUUGUACAGGUCAUUAUGGAAGUAUGGGAGAAAGGUGUCAACCCAGAAGGAAAUUCAACCAACCCCAGCAACUGGGACUUCAGCAACAGUUUUUUCUUUGCUGGGACUGUUGUCACCACCAUUGGAUAUGGGAACUUAGCCCCCAGCACCGUGGCUGGGCGGGUGUUUUGUGUAUUCUAUGCCUUAUUUGGGGUACCCCUUAACCUGGCAUUUCUCAAUCAGCUGGGGAAAGGACUUAGUGCUCACUUGAUCAACCUGGAGAGAUGGGUCCACAAACCAGGCCGAGCCCAGGUAGCACAGACUCUGGCAAUGGGACUCUUUUUAACAACUGGGUCUUUGCUUUUUCUGGUUUUCCCACCAAUGAUUUUCAGUUAUGUUGAAGGCUGGAGUUAUGGAGAAGGUUUCUACUUCACCUUCAUCACCCUCAGCACCAUUGGAUUUGGAGACUAUGUAGUAGGUACAGAUCCCAACAAGCACUAUAUCUCAAUUUACAGAAGCUUAGCAGCAAUUUGGAUUGUUUUUGGCUUAGCUUGGCUUGCUCUGAUCUUUAACCUGGGAGCUGACUUGAUGGAGAAAUUCUUGCAACUUAAUUGGCAAAAGCCUGAUCCAGGCAUUGAAGAGACACCCGUUGCCAAAUUAGAGGAAAACCCUGAUCAACCCAGGAUCCACAUACCGAGCUGAGAGUGGCUAAUGGACUGGAAACUUUAAAAAGAAAAAGAAAAAAGAAAAAGGAAGAACUUCCAUGCCCCAUUCCCUUAUGCCUACAGAGCAACAUUUGUGGGUUGGUUUUCUAUCAAAUCCACACAGGAAAGGGGAUUUUUCAAAAGAGCGGGAAUCUCUUGACUUUGUAAAGACAACAGGCAAAUGAAGCCUUUGAAGCAAAAUGAACUGAAAGUGAAAUCACCAUGUUUUCCACCCAAGUAACCCCUUCAGAAUAUAUCAUCACAGUCGACUUUCAACCAUUAGAUUAGAUCAUCAGGGAUGGUUCAAUUCCACUCUGCAGCUAUUCAAAACAGCUAGCUUCAGAAGGAGUGAAAUGGCUGCACAAUCAACACUGCUGCAGAUCCUUUAUAGGGAUUUUGUUUUUCACCAUAGCCAACAAAAUAUGAAAACAAGAAAUAGUUAGCACUGUCUGCUCUCCUCGUUUCAUUAGGCAGACUCUCGUCUCACUCUCAUUCAACUGCAUUGAA
This is a messenger RNA of Eublepharis macularius, 1394 nucleotides long. Its product is annotated as potassium channel subfamily K member 16-like. Gene Ontology annotation, molecular function: potassium ion leak channel activity. The transcript has 5 exons. The coding region runs from base 1 to 885 and encodes 294 amino acids. Gene Ontology annotation, biological process: potassium ion transmembrane transport; stabilization of membrane potential. The record is from RefSeq and is a predicted model, not a curated record. Gene Ontology annotation, cellular component: membrane. NCBI's taxonomy places the organism in Eukaryota, Metazoa, Chordata, Lepidosauria, Squamata, Eublepharidae.